UUCCUACCAUCAUUAUCAUUAAUCAACAAGUCCACCACCAUUACUUUUAAUCUUGUUUUAUUCAUAAUAAUAAUAUCAUUAUCAUCAAUUUCUUUGGUCAAAAGUCAAGUAUCAUCAUCACCAUCAUCAUCAUUAGAUUUAAAUAAUUAUGAUGAUGAUUGUCUAACAACAAAUGGAACGAUAACAUUCGAAUUAAUCACCGGUUUUGUAUUUACAUCAUCAGCCAAUACAGUUAUGUCAAUGAUACCCGGUGUAUUACAUUUGGCCGAUUGUUUGGAUUAUUGUCGUCAAAAUCAAACAUGUAAUUCAUUGAAUUUUGAAACAGGCUUAUGUGUUUUGUUAAGUUCAUCGGCUAUACAAUUGCCGGAUGCUUUGACACCAUCACAAUUCCCUGUGUUUACUAUUUAUGCACAGAAAAUUUGUCUAAAAGAUUUACAAAAAAUUUGUACAAAUAAUCAUAAUGGUUGGGCAUUUGAACGUGUUGCUGGUUUUGAAUUACGUGAACAUGAAAAACGUUUAGUACAAUCACCAACAAGUCAAGAUUGUAUGCAAGCUUGUGUUUGGGAACAAAAAUUUCAAUGUCGUUCAAUAAAUUAUGAAUCAAAAACUGGUGAAUGUUGGUUAUCGGAUAUGAAUCGUCAUACAGUUAAUAUUAAUACUGAAAUACGUUCACAAAAAUAUGGUCCAUCAAGUGGUAAUAUUGAUUAUUAUGAAUUUAAUUGUAUUCAAGAACCAAAAAAACUUUGUGAUUUUCGUCCGAUACAUGGUCGAAUAUUGAAAACAGUCGAUUCAGUUUAUCAAAAUAUAACAACUAUUGAUGAAUGUCAACGACAAUGUCUGCAGGGGCCAUAUCGUUGUCAUUCAUAUGAUUUUGGUGAUCCAAGUAAUCCGGUUUGUCGUACAAGUCAUUUGGAUAAAAUUUCUUUGGCUCAUAUUGAUAAUCCUUAUAUUGAAAUUGCCGGGACAUCAACAUUUGAAUUACAAGCUUGUUAUGAUGUAAACAUUCAAUGUGAAUCAAGAGAAAUGGUAGCAAAAGUACGAUCAUCAAAAAUAUUUGAUGGAAAAGUAUAUGCAAAACGUAAACCAUAUCAUUGUAUGACUGAUGUUAAUGAAAGUCUUGAAUUUGAAAUACAUAUGGGUUAUAAUGAUUUGGAAUGUGAUGUACAACAAACUGACAGGGGUCAAUAUACUAAUGAUAUUGUUAUACAACAUCAUGAUCUUAUUGUUACUACACAAGAUUUAGGCCUCAAUAUUAAUUGUAAAUAUGAUCUUUCUAAUCGAAGUAUUUCAAAUAAUGUUAAUUUGGAUAUUACCGGCAAUUUACAACCAAUCGGUACACAUUCAGCUGUUGUUGAUUCACCAAACGUUACAAUGAAAAUUGUCGAUAUGGAUGGUUCCAAUGUUCGAACGGCUAAAGUUGGUGAUCAAUUAGUAUUACGUUUUGAAAUUAUUGAUCAAUCAACUCCAUAUGAAUUAUUUGUUCGUGAAUUAAUUGCAUUGGAUGGUACUGAUAUGUCGGAAUUUGUUUUAAUCGAUUCGGAUGGUUGUCCAACUGAUAUUGCCAUCAUGAAACCAGUUUUAAAAUCACGUGAUAAUUCAAAAACAUUAGAAACAAUGUUUGAAGCAUUUAAAUUUCCAUCAUCUGAUAUUGUACAAUUUAAAGCAUUAAUAACACCUUGUAUUACUAAUUGUGAACCAAUUAAUUGUAAUCUUAAUUUGCCGAAUGGCCGUACAAGUCAAAGUAUAUCGUAUGGUCGUCGAAGACGUCGUCGUUCACCAUCGAUGGCUGAUGUUGAUGAUAAACAAAAUGUAAAAUCCACCGAUAUCAAUGAUCCAAGAAAAAAUGUUAUUGUUGUUGAAUCAUUAAGUGUAACGGAUAAAUUUUCAGUUAAAGAUGGACAAAAACGUAAAAAAAUCCAACAGAACAAUAAUGUUGAUGUUUAUGCUGAUUUCGAAGAUUCAACGAUUGAUCGUCUGCCACGAAUGGAAUUGGCUACUACACCAUGUAUCAAUGUUUUAAGCCUGAUGAUAUUUGCUGUUGCAUUUUUAUGUUGUCAAACACUGUUGAUUAUUAGUUGGUCAUAUAUUUGGAGUAAAAAACGUAAAAAUUCAUUAAUUGAAAAUGAAUUAAUUUAUGGAACAUUAUCAUCAGCAGCAUCUGCAUCCAAUAGCCAAUGGUCAUCACCAAUCAAAUCAAUCAAUCACCGGAUACCCAUGGCUAAAGCAUCUUGUGGUGCAUCAUCUCAUUCACCAGCAUCAUCAUCAUUCGUAUACUCGGUACCUAGUCGGCAACAUGGAUAUUUAUCAUGAAAAACAAAAUCAUUAUUCGAUUAACAAAAACACUUACUGAUGGUUAAGGGGCAUUUACAUUUUAAAAUUCACAGGGAAACGGAAUCUAUUUUUUGAGCUCUCAUUUAAGUUAUUUUUUUUUGAAGAAAAUUGGGCAGAAAUUUUUUUAAAUAUUUUGUAAUGAUCAAGGUGCGG
Molecule: messenger RNA, 2484 nt
Organism: Dermatophagoides pteronyssinus (European house dust mite)
Lineage: Eukaryota; Metazoa; Arthropoda; Arachnida; Sarcoptiformes; Pyroglyphidae
Biological process (GO): anatomical structure morphogenesis
Source: RefSeq, a predicted model, not a curated record